AUGUUUCGACCAUCAGCAUCACUCGUUUUGUUGGCAUGGGCAACUUCAUGUGCGGCACAGGGGGUCAAGAACUAUGGUGGCAGCUCAUCGCAACGUUCCAUUGGAUCACAACUCGUCCCCAUGAUCAGCCGUACUGAUCCACCGUUCACCAUUGAGAAUAUGACCUGUGACUUCUUCACCCAACCUUUGAAUCACUUUGUACCUAGAGGUCGCUCGCCUAGUUACGAACAACGUUAUUGUGUUUUUGAUGAUUUCGCUACCGAUAACAGCACAUCGCCAAUUCUCUUUUACGUUGGCAAUGAGUCACCAAUAGAAAAUUACAUCAAUCACACUGGAUUGAUGUGGGAGCUUGCUCCUAAGCUCAAAGCUCGUGUAGUAUUUGCUGAGCAUCGGUACGAAGGAAAGUCACUACCAAACGUAACAUCGGAUUGCCUGUCCUACGCAUCCAUCAUUCAGGCGCUAGCUGACUAUGCAAAGAUCUUGGAUGAACUCAUAAAUCCACACAAUAAAGCUCCCGUAUUUGUAUUUGGAGGGUCGUAUGGAGGCAUGCUAGCCGGCUGGUUUCGCAUGAAAUACCCUCAUUUGACCGCUGGUGCAAUUGCUGCCUCCGCUCCAAGCGCCGGGUUUCCACUACCCGCAAAUGACAAAAUCGAUUGGGCAAAUCGAGUUUUGGCCGCAGGCCUGGGCAAACAGUAUCCACCAGAUGAUCCCACGAAACAAGAGCCUAAUGAGUGUCCUAACAAUCUCUUGGCGGCAUUCCCUCUGAUCUCAUGGUUGGCCGAAACAAAGGAUGGAAGAGACUUUCUUUCAAAGACAUUUAGUCUAUGCGACCCAUUGAGGGACGACGGAUCGUCUUUGUUGACAUGGGCCCAAGCAGUUUGGUUCGAUCUCGCUGAGGGGUCAUUUCCUUACGCUUCUUCUUACAUUCCCUUUGGACUACUUCACAAAGUUGUUUCGCUACCACCUUGGCCAACUCAGGACGCGUGUUGGAAGUCAAGUUAUUUGCACAAAGACUGGGGUGUGCAGUUCUCUGGAAACCGUUCCGAUGUCCGCUACGGGGUUGCCUAUGGAGACAGCGGCCUUGCUUUGGACGUAGACUGGGACAAAGUUACAUCCAAGUCGCCAGCAUCAUUGUCAUCCAUCACGAAUUCGCCCCAAGUCAUUGGUUUACUGACCAGUGUCCGGGACGCGGUUUCAAUAUGGUACAACAUCACCAAAGAUGUCAAGUGUUACGAUGUAUCGCAAGCUGCUCCAAAUCUCGAAGUGUCCCACAGCGAAACGAUGGAAUUUCGUAAGCUGCGAGAGCCGUCUGACCCGGGAAAGAUCUGCCAAGACGCAAUUCACGAAAUGGGAAGUUGGGGUCCAUUAUGCUGCAAUGAUGAACUCAAUCUCCCCAUGACCUUCGCACGUGGGCUCGGUGCAGACUUCUUUUGGCCUCCUUCUCAUCCACGAUCUGUAAAAACAUACAAGGACAUGGCGAAGAGUCUCAAAUUGGCUCCAUGCGAUGAUCCCGACGGUAUUUAUGGUUUUUCCAAAGAACCAUAUGAUCUUUGGUCCACAAUGUUGGAAGCGCAGUAUGGCACUGGAGUGAAUAUGGAUGGGCACUCUAACAUCAUUUUCUCCAAUGGUCUUUUGGAUCCUUGGUCGGCUGGGGGUGUGUAUGCUGAGCAUCCUUGGAAGGACCCUCCGUACACUGGGCCUGUCGUCCAGGAAAUCACAGAUACCGAUGUGAUUGCUCUCAUCAUAGAGCAUGGUGGCCACCACACAGAUCUGAUGUAUAGUAGCGAGGUGGAUCCAGCUAGUGUCACCAAGUCUAGAGAAAUACAGCACAAGUACAUUUCAAAGUGGAUCAAAUCAUUCUAUGAAAAAGCAAAAGGGACAAGUGUGUAA
Cylindrotheca closterium is the source of this 1890-nucleotide messenger RNA. Lineage: Eukaryota; Bacillariophyta; Bacillariophyceae; Bacillariales; Bacillariaceae. The record is from the annotation of a GenBank genome assembly.